CGCUUUCAAGAUAGAAGCGGAUGAUUUGAAAACAAGUGUCAAAAUGUUAAAAAAUAAUCAAUGCAUUUGUGAAACAUAAAGAUUGAAUCAUGCUCUUCUGAACUUAGUUCUUUUCCACCCGAAGCAUGGAUACCCCCCUAUGUGAGAGAAGUGAGGCCCUCAUUUGCAAUGGAAACAUGACCACACCACUUGGUGCAUUCAGUGGCAAGAAAAAGAAAGUUUCACUGAAGAGAGUUAAAAACAAGUCUGAGCUGAACAUUUCCAAGGGAAAACUAAGAUCAGUUUCCAAGAAGCAGGAAUUCAGCUUUCUAAAUGCCUCAGUUCAGAAACAAACCUUGCGAGCAAACAAUCGAGCCUUGGCUCAGAAUCUCGCGAAGGCACGCGAGGAGAUACGUCUUAUGAAGCAGACGGAAAAACAGCUAUUGGCAUUGAACCAGGAGCAGUGUGUUGAAAUAAAUCGGCUUCGACGUGUGGCUGGCAUCCAAGAUGACCAGAUUGAGUUGGAGGUUAAGGGACGUAUAGAGCAAAACAUGCUGCAGGUGAAGAAGGUAGUUGAGGAUUUGUCACAGUCGAUGGUUCAGUCCAGCCAGUUUAUAACUGUCCUGUACGACAAAUGUGUGCUGUACAGUCGACGGAGCACAGAUGUCGGGGGAAGUAGAAUGUCCUCACUGGGGGACGGGCCACAGGAAUCAACCUCAGAUACGUCUGUGACUACCAGUAGAGUUGGGCCUAGAAGGGAGGUGUUCAGAUCAGAGACCACCGCGCCUAUCUCAGAUGUACCAAAGGCUGUCACCUCUCACCAUACUGGGUCUCACGACAUGAGCAUGAUCGCAGAACAGUCAAUCCUCGUAGAUGAGGGCGAGCCAAUGUUCACAGCUACACCCCUUGAGUCAGUUUUAGAAACUACAAAUGAUCCAAUAUCCAGCAAGCAGACCUCAAAACUUCCGCAGAGAGUUCCAAGAAGUGAAAGAGUUAAAACACUGGAUUCCAAACAGAAGACUAAACAAGAUGUGAAAGAGAUAAUUGAUAAUCACAAAUUGGAAAGAUCAAAGGAAAGCUCCACUGAAGAGAAAGACAAAACAAACGACAAACCCAAAGUGGAAAGCAACAAACAGGCAAAAACAAAGGAGUUUUUAAACAGAGAGGAAGAAAAAUCUAAUGAAAAGUCAAAAGUCCAAUUAGGGAAAGACGUCAAAGUUGUUGAAAAGAAAAAUGUUGAAAGAGUCAACAGAAUGAAGGAAAAGAAGAAAAAAGAAAAGUUAUGUAACAUAUCUGUUGUUGAUGCACAGCCUAAAGAAAUUGAACAUGACUUGGGACAGGAGGCUGAUGUAAGUGCGUUUGGGUUUGGAAUGAAUUUUUCAGCUGAUCUUGUGUCUGGAUCUCCUAUUGCUAGUGAAAAACAGAGUAACAAUCCCACGACUGAAAAUGAAGAUCAAAUAAAGGACAGUAAAGGUGCCGCAGAGAAAGACAGGCGGAGAGACACAUUUGUUGUACCAAAAGCUAUUGUUUCUAAGAGGGAUGAUAGAAAAAAACAGGAGGAAGGAAAGAACAGUGUUACUAAUAAAAGCAAAAUAUUGAGCUCCAAAAAGUCAUCAAAAGAGCUUUCCAAGUCUGAAAAAACAAAAGUGAGCAAAUCAGCAAAACAGUCAGGGCCAUUGCCAGAGAUAGUUGUGCAACAGAAUUACAAUGGCAUUGAAAAUCCCUUCAAACCAACAAAUGUUCUGCUGAGAAGCCCUCCUGGUGCAUAUAUCUCCCCUUACAAACAACCAGAUACAGUUGUUGAAGAUAAAGUUGACUUAAAUGGUUUUCUAGCAACAUUUAAACAAAGUUCAGAAGCAGCUAGAAGUCAAUCACCAAUCUUUGAACCAACAUUUAGCGAUGAACCAACUAGGUAUUUCAACACUGACAUGGAAUUAACAGCUGUUAUAGAUUCCAGCAGGCUCCUAGAAGGAUUUAGAUCUUCGAAAACCAGUCCAAAUAUUCCUCCUGAUGUUUCAAAAGAUCUGGCUGUAAGAGUUAAACAUUCUGAACAAACUGUAGAAAAAACUGGUACAGAGAAUAAGAAAAAUGAAAACACAGAAAAAGUUUUAGAGAACAAGCAUACAGACACGUUAGGUAAUACGGUGACAAAGUCAAAACAAAAGGCAGACAAGCAAGAAAGUCAAAAAGCAGCUAGAAGUAAACAUUCAGCAAAAGAACAAGAAACAUUAAACCAGUCUGAUAAUUCAGAAAACUCUGGAGCAGCAGUCGAAGUAAGGACUAAGAAGCCAGGAGUGUUUACAUUCAAUGUUGGUAGAAAAGAAGCUGACGGAACAAGAAAGCCAGUUCCUGAAAAUACUAGCAGAGCUAGGUCGAAGAAAAAGAUAGCAGUAACACCUGAAAAAGAGGAAAGAAAAACCGGCGAUGACCGAGAUAUGUUUAAUUUUGGAGAUAGAACUCCGACAGUAUCUCUAGAUCAGCUCCCCAAACCUGCAGCUAAAAAUGUAUACGAUCUCUCCAUGAAUGAAAGUGUUGUUCAGUCGGGAACUCUGAAAAAUAUGAGAGAAGGCAUCAUAUCAAAUGGAAAAUCGACUUUCAAAAUACCAGAGCCCAAACCAGAUGAACAUAUUUAUUAUUUACCCCUCAAAGGUUGCCCAGAUGAGAAACCAGAGAAGUCUAAAAGGUCAAGGUCAAAAUCAGGCACAAGAUCCAAGUCUAAAACUAGAAAGAAUGAUUCAGAAGAUGAAGAUUGGGUUCCUGAAAAAUCAUCUAGAGCUAGAUCUGCUAGUAGGUCCAGGGGAAGGUCACAAAGAAGAAAAGCUGAAGAAAAGACUGAAAUAGCACAGCAAAGAAGAGGAAGAUCUCAGUCAAGAGCUAGGAAAACCGAUGAUGAUGUUGAAGUAAGUGAUGUAGAUGAUUCAAAUAGUGUUGAAACUGUUACAAGACGAGGAAGGUCCAAGUCACGUGCCAGGGAGGUAGAAAAUGAUGAAGAAAAGAAAGAUGAAGUUGAAACCUUUUCAAGACGAGGAAGGUCCAAGUCACGUGCCAGGGAGGUAGAAAAUGAUGAAGAAAAGAAAGAUGAAGUUGAAACUGUUACAAGACGAGGAAGGUCCAAGUCACGUGCCAGGGAGGUAGAAAAUGAUGAAGAAAAGAAAGAUGAAGUUGAAACCUUUUCAAGACGAGGAAGGUCCAAGUCACGGGCCAGAGCUGUAAAAGAUAACGAAGAGAAGAUAGAUGAAGUCGAAACUGUUUCAAGACACGGAAGGUCAAAGUCAUGUGCCAGGCAGGUAGAAGAUAAUGAAGAAAAGAAGGAUAAAGUUGAAACUGUUUCAAGACGAGAAGGGUCCAAGUCACGUGCAAGGGAGGUAGGAGAUAACGAAGAAAAAAAAGAUGAAGUGGAAACUGUUUCAAGACAGGGAAGGUCCAAGUCACGAGCAAGAGAAGUAAAGAACAAGGAACAACCAAAAGAUCAAGUUGAAUCUGUUGAACAAGAGAAAGAAAGCAUCUCCAGUCGAUGUCGUUCACGAUCAAGAGCUAGAAAAAUUGUCAUAGAUGAAACUGAUGAUGAUGUUGAUGAUGAAGAUGACGUUAUAGUUGUAGAAGGGAAGAGGGAUGCUAAGACAAAUGUGAUGUCCAAAUCAAAGGCACAGAAAAGCACAGAAUGUAAUGAACUGGAAAAUGACUCGGAGAAGGAGAAUGAUGAUGAUGUCAAGAUAGAAAGAAAGAGUAGAGGACGCUCAAAACACAGAAAAUUCACAGAGACAUGUGACGCAAUUGAGGAUAAACUUAGUCUGAAUGAAAAGUCACAUGUGGACAAAGAUACUAAGAGAAGAAGUAGGUCCAGGUCUGUACUUGUUCUAAAUUCAGAAGAGUCUAGUGGUGAACCUGAAGAUUGUAAUAAGAAAGCUCUUGAAGGAACAUUUGUUGUGGAAGAUAGUGAUUCAGAAUGUGAUAGUAUCCCUAAAAGGACUGUGGAAAGAAAAUCUUCAAGGAAAUCAGGCAAAGAGGUUAAAAAGACUGAAAAUGAAAAUGCCAUUAUUGCUGAAGAAAAAGAUACUGGUGAAAAUUACAAUUCAAAGCAGAUUGAGGAUGAUAAGUUUGCAGCCUUAGAUAAGAUUGUGAACAGAGACAGGGGUCGAAAAUCAAAGAGAAUUAAGAGUUUAGAUCCAGAUGAUGUAUUUGACGAUUUGGAAAAGAUGGAAGAAAUUUUAGCAAAGGAUGAAGAACAGCAGAAGUCUGUGAGUAAAGAAAAUAGAAAACGGAGGAAAUCAAGAAAAGAUGUCAACUAUGAUUAUGACGACAAUGAAAGUGAUAGUGAAAUAACAAAACCUUCCACUGAGGUCAAAAGAACAAAAUCGGUUAAAAAGUCGGUAAGAAAGAAGAAAGAAAAGCCAGAUGACAAAACAAAUAAUGAUAAUAUGAAGGCAAAAGGAGAACUUGUCACGGACAGUGAAAAGCGUGCUGUAGAUGAGAAGAAAGUUACGGAUGAAAAACAGGAAAGCUUGCCAGAAAAAACUCCUGCAGGGCCCAAGAUCACAGAAAAAGGAAAAAAGACUGGAGGUAAAUCCACGCGCCUGGGGAAGAGCACAAGUAAACGGAGGGUGAAAGAGGCCCAGACAGAUGACCAGACGCCGAGAAUCAAGAAGGCCAAGGCCAGUCCAGAGCGGGACAUCAAGAAUGAAAAGGACAGUAUUGCGAUGUUGAAAAAACGGCUGACAAUGCUGACUUCAAAGACAGCAACUCUUGGAGAAAAGGCGCAAGCUGUUGUAGAAGAGGAACUGCCUGAUGAGAUGGAUGCAGAAAAUGGUGAUGGAGGUAGCAGAAGAAGAAAUCGGACUCAAGUCAGCUACAGGCCUCUGCCUCUAAACACAAAACUUCGCCAGGGUGACAAUUUGUACGUAGCAUCUUCAAGCACAUCAAAAGUGAAAGCCGAGCAGACACGACUGGCUAUAGCGCGGAAGAUGUUGGUGCCAAAAGUGAGCAAAGACGAUAAAGAGAAUGUCGACAGACUAUCCUCUCAGCUUGACAAUGUCUAGGCGAGGACUUAACAAACACUAGAAAGUUUCAGGCAUAAGUGGUACAAAAGAGCAACUUUGAAAGUUUGGGAAAUUUUCCAUUGUCAUAGCAACAGAAUGUUAAGACAAGAAAUUACUUGCAACAAGCACUAGAAAGUAUGAGUCAUUACUUUUCUAGUGAAUAUUAUAAAUAAAUAGAAGAGAAUGUCGGCAGGCCAACUUCCGAGUUACAGAUAUAAACAAUACAAAAGCAAUAAACAACCACCAGAAUGUCUGACCAGGACAACAGAAUGGUGGAGACUUAAGUCAUAUAUGUUGGAGCUGAAUAUAUUAAGUGGUUGAACUGUCUAGACUAGGGAUAAGCAACGCCAGAGGUGAGAAAUUCCUGAUUAUGUAACAGAAAGUUUAGAAUCUUCAACAAAUCAUAAAAUGAUAAGAAACAUAAGAUCAUGCUACCAAAAGAAUGUGCCUGGCUUGGACUGGACUGGUUAGAUUACUGGAGAAUGUGCCUGGCUUGGACUAGACUGGUUAAAUUACUGGAGAAUGUGCCUGGCUUGGACUAGACUGGUUAGAUUACUGGAGAAUGUGCCUGGCUUGGACUAGACUGGUCAGAUUACUGGAGAAUGUGCCUGGCUUGGACUAGACUGGUUAGAUUACUGGAAAAUGUGCCUGGCUUGGACUGGACUAGUUAGAUUACUGAGAAUGAGUGUAAUGAAUGUCUUGAGUAUUCCGUUCUGUCUGAUCAAGGCCAUAGUGCUUACUUUGGCAGGUAUAUAGACAGUAAAAGAAACUUCAUAUUGGUGUUGUUAAAAUUUGUGUUGUAUACUGGUCCAGGCAAUAGUAGACCAUAGAAAUGGGUGUAAAUGCUGUUAAGCAGUAAAGGAAUGAUGUGUGGAUUUUCAGUUUUAAGAGUUGUCUAUUGAUUAUUUUAUUUUUGAUAAUUUUUACCCCGGUAUGUAGAAUUGUGGUCAUUGCUGUAGGGUUUAGGGGCUUUUUCAGGCAUUGGGAGCUUAGAGUGUCAGCCUAACUUGUACUUGUAUAUUAUCAUAUUGAAUUGAGCUUUAACUUUUGUAAACUGAUAAUAAGUAUAACUAAAGUUAUAAGUUAAAUAGAUAAAGUUUAUAGUGAACCUAAAUACAUCGGGAAGUUAAAUGGAACGUUCAAGAUAGGAACACUACUUUUAAAUAAAAAACACUUCUGUAAAAAAAUAAAAUCAUUAAAUGCAAAUUCAUUUAGCCAAAAUAAUAUGUAUGCCUGACAUAGUAUAGAGGAAUUUUUUUUUUUACUUUGAUCUUAUUUUUCAAGGGAAAAUAACUUUAACAUACUUGUGUAAAUAACAGAUGUAUUGAAUCCAAAUUCAUUUAAUAUAGCCUUAAAUACUAUGUUUAUGGUUUGAUGCUAUUUUUAUUAGACUUAUUUGUGGCUAUGUUUGAACAUGUAAUGUUUAUUUCAUCAUGUCCCAUCAGUUUACCAAAUGACAGUGUUUUAAUGAUAGUGUUGUAGUGUGACUAACUUGAUUAUUGUGUAUCAUAAGUAACUGUAUAUGAAUAAACUAUUUAAA
This is a messenger RNA of Mya arenaria, 6555 nucleotides long. RefSeq lists its product as uncharacterized. The transcript has 12 exons. The record is from RefSeq and is a predicted model, not a curated record. Lineage: Eukaryota; Metazoa; Mollusca; Bivalvia; Myida; Myidae. The coding region runs from base 126 to 5015 and encodes 1629 amino acids.